Trichoderma harzianum CBS 226.95 is the source of this 1159-nucleotide messenger RNA. RefSeq lists its product as hypothetical. The coding region runs from base 219 to 974 and encodes 251 amino acids. The transcript has a single exon. The record is from RefSeq and is a predicted model, not a curated record. NCBI's taxonomy places the organism in Eukaryota, Fungi, Ascomycota, Sordariomycetes, Hypocreales, Hypocreaceae.
AACUGGGGCAUUUCGAGUCGAGUCGAGACACCCCCGGCCCAACGAGAAGACGGGCCAAGAGCGGUGCUACUGGUGGCUGCGAGAGGAGAGGCGUGCGCUGUCUGGGGGGCUGCUAGUACGGUUUGUGCUGUACAGUACGAGGGCGUGAUAGGGAUGAAUAUGAUAUGAUAUGAAGGAUAAAAGGGAAUGGGAAGAGGAUUUACUGCCAAUGCAAUGCAAUGCCAGUGGGUUCAAUGCCAAGGGUGGCCCGUCAUGCAAAUGCAAAUGCAAAGGCGCCUGACUGCGGGAGCAAAUCGGGGGACGCUGGGCGGAGCCUCCGGGCGGCAGACGGAGUGCUGCUUUGUGCGGCCAGGAGAAGAGAGACGAACAGCUUUAGGCCUUUUGCUCUUUUUUGGCGCCCAGGGUUUGCGGCGCUGCAGACAAGGGACAGUUAUGCGAGUUUGGGGAGGAAGAGGAGGCAAGGGAGAGAGAGAGAGAGAGGCUCGCUGGCUGGAUUGGAUGAAAGCCGCAUUUUCGUGGGGUGUGACUCAAUCACACCAGCAGCCAGCGGUUCCGGGUCUCAUGUUUGCCGGGACUGCAUUGCCUUGUCAUCAUUCACUGCGCGAGGGAUGCGUGGGGACAGGACAGCAGAAGCCAGGCCAGAGGCGCAAUCGGAGGCGCUGGUGUCUGAGCCGUCCCAUGUACGGCGAUGCUGUUUGCUCGCGAUAGGUCCGUCGCGGCGUCUUGGGCAUCGUUGUGUGGUUGAUCGUUGUUCGUUGUCGUUGCUGGCGUUUUGUUUGGUUUGGCUCUUUAAACGCCAGCCACCCCAUUUAAUACUCUUACAUAGUUCUCGCUUACACUUGUGUUUAAGACGAACGAGAGCCUUUGGAAUCAGCAAACGGGGAAAAGAUACAAAAAAAGAAGCCAAGGAAGAAUCAAGACAACAAAAGACGAAGACAUCCACCAUCUCUUCAUCAUCACCAUCACAAAGCUGAACCAAUUUUGUUUUCUUCUUCUCCUUCACGGCCGUUCUCCUGAGCUGCGCGCGUCCGACUAACAACUAGACUGGCGGGGCGGCCGUUCAGGGAUCCUAGAAGAAAAAGGCCAGCCGGGAGAUCUUCACCGACAUUGAGAAGCAUUGAUAGCUUAGUGGGGGUUUUGAGCCAGGUCGUGACAUUCC